CUUUUUGUAAAACCACAACCGCUGAACAAGCGGCCGCGUUUGCCAACGUUUAGCACUUAAAAAUUUUCACCAGCAACUUUUACGUUUGGUUUUCAAUAAUUUUGAUCGUUGAAUUGUGCAUCCAGGAUGCCGGACAGUGACGCCGAUAGCGACUCGAGCAACAGCUCUGCUGGCAGCAGUAAUAGCAGCAAAAGUAGCGGCAGCGGCGCCUCAACAAGCAGCUCCAAUAGCGCCGCCAGUGAUGCUGGCAGCCAACAGAAAGAAGAAGCAGCUGCGGAGCGUGGUGAGUCAAGAGAAGAGCGAGGAGAAGGCAAGAAGAGCAAAUCAACUGAUAAAAUGACAGCUGGGAAAGAACCCGAAACGAAGCCAAAUGAUGUAGAACACGAACAACAACAAGAACAAGAAGAACAGCUGCAAACUGUUGACAACAACAGCAAAGUGGCAACAAGCGUUGCUGACGAAGCAGCAAACGUUGUUGAAAAACCGGCAGAAAAAGAGAAUGAAACGGUGACAGCGACAGAGGAGAAAGAGCAACAGCUGGAGUCAGAGCCGGUGACCGCAAAUGGCAAGGCAGCUGUCGCCAAAUCGCCCAGCAACGUGGAGGAGGGCGAGAUAACCGAUAAAGAGGAUGAGGCAGCUGAGGAAGCAACAGGAGGAGGAGACGAAGCUGCAGACAAGCAACCAGAGCUGAAGCCUGCGUCGGAAGAGGAGGAAAAACAGACCAACGUCAGCAGGCCUCCGCAAAUUGCCAGCGAGGUGCGCAGACGAAGCCCCAGUCGCGAUGCAGAGGAGCGACAACGUCGUCGUCGUACUCGCAGUCGCAGUCGCUCUCCACGCAAUCGCAACCGCAAUCGACGUCGCACACGAAGUCCACGUAGUCGCAGCCUGAGUCCGGUGCGUCGACGUUCCAGUUCGUUGGAGCGCAGACGCGCCGAGCGCGAGAAACGCCACGAGGAGAGGGCGAAGCGCGAUGAGGAGCGAGCACGUGAGCGUGAGAAGCGACAUAAUCAUCAUCAGCAACGUCGCAAAGAGCCGUCAGAGCCCACAGAGAACGCGGACAAUGCGACUGUCAGUGAACCGACGGCCAAAAUUAGCGAACGCCAGCGCCGCACUGUGGAUUUGUUAACAUCGCGCACGGGUGGCGCUUAUAUUCCACCGGCGAAGCUGCGAAUGAUGCAGGCCGAGAUCACCGAUAAGGCAUCGGCAGCGUAUCAACGCAUCGCAUGGGAGGCGCUUAAGAAGUCAAUACACGGCUACAUCAACAAAGUGAACGUGACGAAUAUUGCGAUCAUUACACGCGAGUUGCUGCGCGAGAAUAUUGUGCGUGGUCGUGGAUUGCUGUGUCGUAGCAUCAUCCAAGCCCAGGCAGCGUCGCCCACUUUUACACAUGUCUAUGCUGCUUUGGUGGCAAUUAUCAAUUCCAAGUUCCCCAAUAUCGGGGAGUUGCUGCUGAAGCGUUUGGUCAUUCAAUUUCGACGCGCCUUUCGACGUAAUGACAAAUUAGUUUGCAUGUCAGCAACGCGAUUCAUUGGUCAUCUGGUCAAUCAACGUGUGGCCCAUGAGAUCCUGGCACUGGAGAUGUUGACGCUGCUCGUGGAGACGCCCACCGAUGAUUCGGUAGAAGUGGCCAUUUCGUUUUUAAAGGAAUGCGGCAUGAAACUGACGGAGGUCUCGUCGAAGGGCAUUGGCGCCAUCUUUGAGAUGCUGCGCAACAUUCUGCACGAGGGCAAGUUGGAUAAGCGAGUACAGUACAUGAUCGAGGUGCUGUUCCAGGUGCGCAAGGAUGGCUUCAAGGAUCAUCCGGCUAUUGUCGAUGAUCUAGAGCUCGUAGAGGAGGACGAUCAAUUCACGCAUCUCAUGAUGCUGGACGAGGCCACCGAAACUGAAGACAUACUAAACGUAUUCAAAUUCGACGAGGAGUUUGCAGAGAACGAGGAAAAAUACAAGGCGCUGAGCAGUGAAAUAUUGGGCAGCGAUGCCAGUGGCUCAGGCAGCGGCUCCUCAGGUUCUGGCUCCGAUUCCGACAGCGAUUCAGAUGCCGAAUCCGGUUCAGGCGGAGAGGGAGAUGGGGAGAAGGCAGCAACGGCUGGCGAUAUUAUUGACAACACAGAAACCAAUUUAAUUGCAUUACGCCGUACGAUUUAUUUGACGAUCAAUUCGAGUUUGGACUAUGAGGAGUGCGCACACAAGCUGAUGAAGAUGCAACUGAAGCCCGGCCAGGAGGUGGAGCUGUGUCACAUGUUUCUCGACUGUUGUGCCGAGCAGCGAACCUACGAAAAAUUCUAUGGGCUGUUGGCUCAGCGUUUCUGUAGCAUCAACAAGAUUUAUGUACCGCCUUUUGAGGAGAUAUUCAAGGACACGUAUCAGACAACCCAUCGCCUCGACACGAAUCGAUUGCGUAAUGUCAGCAAGUUCUUUGCACACUUGUUGUUCACGGAUGCCAUCAGUUGGGAUGUGCUGGAGUGCAUUCAGUUGAACGAGGAUGAUACGACGUCGUCGAGUCGUAUUUUUAUCAAGAUCUUGUUCCAGGAACUGGCCGAAUACAUGGGAUUGGGCAAGCUCAAUAAUAAGCUUAAGGAGGAGGUACUACUAGAAAGCUUAGCCGGCUUGUUUCCCAAAGAUAAUCCACGGAAUACACGCUUCUCCAUUAACUUUUUCACCUCGAUUGGUUUGGGUGGUUUGACGGACGAUUUGCGACGUUUCCUGAAGAAUGCACCCAAGUCGGUGCCGGCAAUUAAUGCCGAGAUUCUCGCUAGUGGAAAUCCCCUUAAGGAUCCUUCGGCUGCUGCAGAGGCUGAAGAGAAUUCAUCGUCCUCCUCGAGUAGCAGCGAAAGCAGCAGUUCCAGCAGCGAGGAGGAGAGUAGCGAUGAGGACAGCGAUAGCGAUUCCAGUUCCAGUUCCGAGUCGGAGUCUGAGUCCGAUUCAAAAGCGUCGAGAAAGCGAAAGCACAAGGAGAAGCACAGCAAGCGAAAGAAGGAGAAGUCCAAAAAAGAGGAGGAGAAAGAGAAGGAGAAAGAAAGGGAGAGAGAAAAGGAGAAAUUAAGGGAAAAGGAAAAGGAGAGGGAAAGGGAAAAGGAAAAAGAGAAGGAAAAGGAGAGGGAAAGAGAAAAGGAGAAGGAGAGACAAAGGGAAAAGGAUAAAGAAAGGAGGAAAGAACAGGAGAGCUCCAGCAGCAGUGGCAGCAGUGCUGAGGACAGCGACAGCAGCUCCUCCGACACAUCCUCAAGCAACAGCAGCGACAGUGACCAACCCCAAGCAAAGAUUCAACGCAAGGACAACGGUAACCACAAAGCGACCAAAAUCAGAGAGAGCGAUGAGUUUAAUCUGGAUGGGCCUGUCGGAUCGCCAUCAGCCACGCGACAACAGCAUAAUGGUCAUGGCAAACGAGAAGCAUCAUCACCAGAUAAAAGACAACUGGAGCGAGAGCGCGACCGGAACAGGGUGAGGGAUGGAGAAAGAGAACGAGAACGAAAAAAAGAUCGAGAACGGGAACAGGACAGAGAUAGGGAACGGGAGCAGGAUCGUCGAGUCCGACGUGAUGACAAUGAGGAUGGACGUGGGAAACGUGGCCGAGAAACGGAGCGGGAGAAUGAACGUGACAAAGGACGAGACCGAGAACGCGACAGAGAAAGGGAGCGGGAGAGAGAACGGGACCGAGAUCGGGGCAAGGACAGAGAAAGGGAACGGAACAGAGACCGGGAGCGUGAUAGAGAUCGCGAGCACAAUCGGGAACACAACUCGCGCCGUGAACGCGAACGACGCGAUUCACCGCGACGUCAGCAUCGACGCAGCGUGUCCAAGGAGCGCGGUUGAAGCAACUGUGUCGCUUCCUGCAAUCUUCCAUUUGCAUUUCUCGCCCUGCAGCAACAAUUACAAAAAUGUACAAACAACAAAACGAAACGAAAUAUAUAAAAACUACCACAAAUGUGUUCUAUAGCUUAUUACGGGG
Messenger RNA from Drosophila nasuta, 3949 nucleotides. RefSeq names its product pre-mRNA-splicing factor nucampholin (gene ncm). NCBI's taxonomy places the organism in Eukaryota, Metazoa, Arthropoda, Insecta, Diptera, Drosophilidae. Gene Ontology annotation, biological process: mRNA splicing, via spliceosome. The transcript has 5 exons. Gene Ontology annotation, cellular component: catalytic step 2 spliceosome. Bases 127 to 3813 code for a protein of 1228 amino acids. The record is from RefSeq and is a predicted model, not a curated record. Gene Ontology annotation, molecular function: RNA binding; protein binding.